Messenger RNA from Chanos chanos (milkfish), 504 nucleotides. RefSeq names its product protein phosphatase 1, regulatory subunit 27b (gene ppp1r27b). The transcript is spliced from 3 exons. Gene Ontology annotation, molecular function: phosphatase binding. The coding region runs from base 1 to 504 and encodes 167 amino acids. The record is from RefSeq and is a predicted model, not a curated record. Lineage: Eukaryota; Metazoa; Chordata; Actinopteri; Gonorynchiformes; Chanidae.
AUGAAGUAUUACCAGUGCCCAGUGACCCAAACCAUGCGCUUUGAGGGCUGCGCCUCAAAAGCCUGUGAUCCCGUGUCUUGCCCUCGCUCCAGAUCAUCCAUCAAGCCCAUCCGAAACGUCCACUUCCCCAAUGACAUCGUCUUCCAGGACUACAUCCGCCAGGGCGAGCUGGAAAGGAUCGGUCGUUUCAUCAGAACCAACAGAGUAAAGCUUGACACCAUCUACCACUCAGGCAUGGCAGCUAUACACGAGGCAGUCCUGACUGGGAACCUGGAAUGUGUCAAACUGCUGGUGAAGUAUGGGGCAGACAUCCACCAGAGAGACGAGGAAGGAUGGACACCCCUUCACAUGGCAUGCAGCGACGGCUUCCCCGAGAUUGCUCGGUACCUGCUCUCAUUGGGUGCGAGUGUCGACGCUGAGAACGAGUGCGGUGAGAAGCCCGCUGAUCUCAUUGAUCCAGACUGUAAGGAGCUUCUAGAGCUGUUUGCGGUGGGUGGUGUCUGA